CCGGUGGAUUAUAUUGUUAUCCAUUAUACCAUUAUUAUGGUAAUAUUAUUAGUAAUACCUGAGUCAUACCAGAGCAUUGUGGUAGAGUAUAAAAGGGUACAUGUUUUAAUUCACCUCUGACCUUACUUUUCCAUCCUCAUCUAGGAUCAUGAGGUCUGGAUAAUGAGAUUUCAGAGACAAUCAGCCAAAGGAGGUUUCUCCUUAGAAAGAGUAGAGCCGCUGAUCUUCUGUUUUCAGGGAAUGCCCAAGUCUGGGCAGGAAAAGUUAUGUAUUUUUCCAGCUUGGGAAGACUUUGGGACCUGCUAGGAGGAGGUGGACAAUGCUGCUAGACUAAAUGUAUCCCUCACAUAUCCUGUUGCCACAUUGACCAAACAUUUUCCUCUGCUGUAGAUAAACAUGAUAUACAGUGCUGUGAAAAAGUAUUUGCUCCUUUCAUGGAUUCUUUUUUGUUGUAUAUUUCUUACACUUAUAUUUCAGAUCAACAAACACAUUUUAGUAUCAGAAAAAAGAUAACCUGAAUAAAUACAAAAUACAGUUUUUAAGUUUGAAGUUUUUAUUUUAUUACAAACCAGGUCCUGUGUGGAAACUGAAUUGCAGUUUCUCCUGCGCUGGCUGGCAGGGUUAUUAUGUUUAGGGGAAGAUUUUUAAUAUUGUUUUUCUCCUUCAACCAUGUUAUGAGCAUUGAAGUUGCAGACUGUGUCCACAAGAGGACACUCUGCAGCUGUCCUGUUGGUAACACAUGGAACAGCUGAUCUGAGCAGGGUGAAGUGUAAAACAAGUAAAUAAAUAACUACAAAUAAAUGUUAGGGUAAUCGGGUCAUGUUUUAUACAUCUGAAAGAAAAGAGUACAGGAAAUUCACUGGAAUGUCAGAGAUUUAAAAUCUCCAAAUAUCAGUAUUGGUGUUAAAAAAUAAUAUAUUGAUCUGACUUUCGUUUAAAAAAAAAAAAGGUUACAGAACCUAUAACAUCUAUAUAAAGACAAACUAUAUGAAAACUUUUUAAUUUAAAUCGAAAGCGUUUUUAGCACUGGGUAGUGGACAGACAGUAUUAUUCUGAAGCUGUAGCUCACUGUAAACACAAAGGCUUAAAAUGAUUAAAUCGAUUACAUAAUAGACAUGCAAAAUCUAUUUGUCAGAGUAUGGUAGUUUUAUCACAUAUUUGUUCUAUGUUUACUUAAGAUACCACGUGGGCAUGUGAACAUAAGUUUGGCACAAAUGGAUAUUUAGAAAUGAAAGUCUGAGAUAAGAAUUGUACAUUUACAGUCAGGCCCAUCAUUUUAUGAGACAAUUAAAUGACAAAACUGAAACAGAACUAACUAUAUGAUUAACCAAAAAAACAUGCUGAUAUUCUGCUAAGAUCACAAAACCCAGAUUUUAUAAAUCAUUUCUCUGGAUUUUGCUCACUUUCCUUUGUACAUUAUAGGUUAAAAUGUCAAAAGCUGUUUUCUGAACUGUAGAAAUUGCAGACAAACUAAAAUUUGAACCUUUUCCACUGUUUUUGUUAUUAUUAUAUUUAAAAUAUUGUGUUUGUGCAUACAUUCUGUACACCAAUCAAACUUAUGAUAUUUAUAACAAAAAAUUCUGAAUAGUGUUCAACAAACUGAAAAAUAUCACUGUCAGCUAGUAAAUAAGUAUUGAUUUCAGCAUUGUUGGCUCACUGUCAUUAUUCUGUUGUUUUAUAUGAAAAACAAAGUCUUUAAAUGUUAAUCUUUCAUUCUUUAUAUUUAGUGUACAAGACUGGAAUAAAGAAAUGAAGGGAAAAAAUUGUAGACGAGCCGAGGAGAGGGACCUGUUUAAAACAUACAUGGAAUGCCAAAAGUAACCGAACACACAAAUCCAGGAUAAAUCUUCCUGUUUAAUAUUUAACCUCUUUGGUUGCUUUGGCAACGCGAUUGUAGUUUCAUAGUCAAGAUUAUUCAUCAAACGGUGUAGAUCACUUCUGACACAUUUCUCUAAAUUCAAUGUCUCCUACUUCCAACCAGCAGUGAAAUCAUCAAUACUUACCUGACUGACCAAGCCAUGACAGAUACAAGUAUGCUCAAAGUUUGCAUAUCUUGGCAGAAUUAGUGUCUUGUGGAGUGGUUGAGUGAAGCCAUUUAUUAUCAAGAAAUUGUGUUUGACCUGUUAGUAUCAUAAUGAUAGCAGGAUUUCAGUGCUCAUAUUUAUUUAUGAAUAAUUAUUCAUAAAUAAAUAUUCAUAUUUUUUAUCCAAAGUAGUCACUUUGUAAUACAGUUACUCACUACAAAAGGAUUGUUGUUUCAAUUCUUGUACUUACCCUGGACUGUGGCCUUCAGGUGGAAAUUGAUAGUGUAACCUUGGCAUAUAAAAAUUAAAAAGUAUUUUACCCAACAACUUUUUUUAGUUACUAAACUUGAAUCUAUUUAAUUGGACAGAAACCAAAAUUUUGCUGAGGACUUUUUACAUGAGAGCCACUAAGUCCCCCUGAGGCAACUCCUUCGAUGGAGCAAAGAUCUGUCUUCUUUGAAUGCUGAGGUUGCUCUCUCUUUACUUUCUUUAAUAUUUCUUAAAAAUAAUAAUAUUUGUGUCUUGGAUUUUGUUAUUGUGUUAUUAGUGAAUGAAUGUUAUAAGUUUAAUAAAUAGUCAAUCAUAAAUAAUCAAAAAAUAAAGAAAUCAAGCUGGUCAUUUGCUGAAUCACAUGAUAUUUUCAAACCAGCCAGAACCUCACAACAGAGAAUUUGAGUCCACAAUGAGCUCAGCACAUUGCUCUUGUUGACUUUAUAAACAUGGAUUCCUUUCAAGUCAAGUGAAAGGAGGUAGAAGCAAAAAGAUUGUAUCCUGGUGGACAAAGGAAUGUGAUGAAGUGCUGAAAUAAAGCUUUUAAAAUGUUAAAAAGAAAUCAGAAUUAUCAGAAUCCUGUUGAAUAUAAAAAGUCACAAGCUAAUGUAAGAAAAACCAUUAAAAUGCAACGAGGGACAGUUGGAGGGGCUUUUGUAAUUUUGUGGGGAGAGAGACAGAAAUUGAUAAGGUAUGGUCAAUGAUCAGAAAGAUGAAUACAAUUAUAAGAGAAUAUGGGCAUCCAGUAUUAAAUGAUGGGGAAGUUACAGCAGUAAAAAAUGAAGAAGAGGCAGAUAUGAUGGCAAAAACCUUUGGUAAAAUUCAUAACUCAAUUAAUAUUAGGGAAGAAGGUCAAAGGGAAAGAGAAAUUACAACUGCAGAAAAUAGGGGGUACUGCAGCAAGUAGACGACACAAUUUAUUGAAUAUGCCCUUUACAAAGACAGAAUUGAACAGAAUUUCAAAGACAGAAUUAGGACAUCCAACCCUUCAGCACCAGGGAAAGAUCAGGUUUAGUGCACUGCCAGAAAUGUGACGCUGAAAGAAGAAAACUGAUUCAAAAGCUCGGUUAUAUGAAAGUGAAACUGGAUUUGUUAGAUUUACUUUGCAAGAACUCGAAGAGUGAAAGUUAUCAGGUCAUAUUUUGUUUUUUAAGACAGACUAAUUUGUUUGGAAGGAUUUGAUUUUUUUGUAGGUUUUUUAAUAUUUCAGGGCACACUCUACACCAGUUAGUGGCGGUAAUUCACCAUUUUGCUGUUUGUCAACCGCCAAUAAAUGAUAAAGAAGAAGAAGAAAAAAGAAGGACGCGUCACAUGAUUGCUCGAGCACUUCGCCUGUCUGUUGACACUGACAGCUCAUCAUUUUUGUUGAACCCUUUAAAGAAAUCUGCUACAUGGCUAGUUGCUUUCCGAGUGUGUCCGAGCUUGUUUCGGAGGCCCGGCGACUGUACGGACAGAUGUUCGGUGAGGAGCCUGCUCGAGUGGCGGUGUGCGCGCCUGGAAGAGUGAACCUAAUAGGAGAGCACACCGACUACAACCAGGGACUCGUGCUUCCAAUGGCGCUUCCUUUAGUGACUGUGGUGGUGGGUAGUGAAAUAUCCGGCCAGGAUGUUACCGUGGUAACCGCAGCCUUCGACGCUGACGAGCCUCACCGAUUGGACUUCUGCCUGUCUAGUGAUGGAUCUGCACUGUCUCCAGGGUUACCCCGCUGGGCCAACUAUGUAAAGGGUGUUAUACACCAUUACAGGGCUUCGCCAGUCCCAGGUUUCAGGGCAGUGAUAGCCACCAGUGUCCCCCUGGGUGGAGGACUGUCCAGCUCUGCCUCUCUAGAGGUGGCCUUUUACACCUUCCUGCAGCAACUCAAGCCAGAUGAUGGAAACCAGGUGUCCAAAGCAUUAGCCUGUCAGCAGGCUGAACACACUCAUGCUGAUGUACCCUGUGGCAUUAUGGAUCAGUUUGUAUCUGUUCUUGGCAAGGAGGGCCAUGCAUUGCUCAUUGACUGCAGAUCGCUCGAGGCCACCCCUGUUCCUCUGACAGAUUCAGGCCUGGUCAUUCUCAUCACCAACUCCAAUGUAAGGCACUCUCUGAGUUGCAGUGAGUAUCCCAUAAGACGCAGGCAAUGUGAGACGGCUGCCUCCAUUCUGGGGAAGGACAGUCUGAGGGAUGCUACGAUGAAGGACCUAGAGGAGGCCAGGGGAAGGAUGGAUGAUGUUACCUACAGAAGAGCUCGCCAUGUAAUUGAGGAGAUUCAAAGAACUGUCCAAGCUGCUAAGUCUCUAGAAAGAGGAGAGUACAAGGAGUUUGGCAAACAUAUGGUUGAGAGCCACAACAGUCUGAGAGAUCUGUACGAGGUGAGCUGCAGGGAGCUAGAUGAGCUGGUGUCUGCAGCCAUGGAAGUGGAGGGCGUCUUUGGCAGCCGGAUGACAGGAGGAGGAUUCGGUGGAUGCACUGUGACUUUGCUACUCGCUGAGGCCAUUGACAGGACCAUACACCACAUACAGGAGAAAUACAGUGGGACUGCGACUUUCUAUGUCACAACUCCUGCACAGGGUGCGCAAGUUCUCACUUUGUCCUGACCUUUGUCAACAUCUCUGCAUUCCUUUAAUUAGAUUUUCUUUCUUUAAUUUCAUUAAGUGGUGUACUGCAAUACACACUAAUGUUGACUGAAAAGAGUUGGGCAAGUGCCUUUAUUGUUGAAAGAUGUUUAUAAAAAAAACUUUGCUUAAGAUAACUUGUAGCAACUGCUUAAUAUUUUUGAUAUGGAAAUCCAGCUGAGUUUAUUUACGAUUUAUGAUUUUAUAUUGAUCCCACAUCUCUAUUAAUAAACCAUGUUUCUAAAAUGUGAAUGU
Molecule: messenger RNA, 5140 nt
Organism: Pelmatolapia mariae (spotted tilapia)
Lineage: Eukaryota; Metazoa; Chordata; Actinopteri; Cichliformes; Cichlidae
Gene: galk1
Product: galactokinase 1
Exons: 8
Coding region: 3686-4867 (393 amino acids)
Biological process (GO): carbohydrate phosphorylation; galactose metabolic process
Cellular component (GO): cytosol; cytoplasm
Molecular function (GO): ATP binding; galactokinase activity
Source: RefSeq, a predicted model, not a curated record